This is a messenger RNA of Cyclopterus lumpus (lumpfish), 4287 nucleotides long. RefSeq names its product MSL complex subunit 2a (gene msl2a). The transcript is spliced from 3 exons. The record is from RefSeq and is a predicted model, not a curated record. Lineage: Eukaryota; Metazoa; Chordata; Actinopteri; Perciformes; Cyclopteridae. Gene Ontology annotation, cellular component: MSL complex. Bases 991 to 2853 code for a protein of 620 amino acids. Gene Ontology annotation, molecular function: ubiquitin protein ligase activity.
GAACUCUCGCGAGAUGAUUGUGCCCCGACGAGAGGGGUCGACGCGAGGAAAAGUGGAAAAAUCGAAUGAUUGAUACGUUUGCGAGAGCGGCUAGCUAGCUAUGUUUCGGUCGCUGCUCGCCAAGUAUUACAGUGCAACGUAUCAGAACCGCAGGAUUUCGAUUCACAGCGUGCAUUUCCCUCCUACGCGCGAGGCAUAAGACGGACACACAGCGCGCGCGCGAGUGUGUGUGUGUGUGUGUGGGGUGGAGGGGUUAAUGAUACGGUUUAAUGUUCGCUAAGCUAAUUCUGGCUAGCUUUGUUUACAUCGAGUGCGCGCCUGGGAUACGUUAGCUGGGCGCUAACCAGACGAAUGUGUGCUACCGGGAGCGGCUCUUCGUUCAGUUAGGCACCGACAGGGAGCCGGUGUGGGGUAGUUAACGGGCUCUAUGGCCAACAUCAACCACCUCUCGUUUAAAUCGUUUGGCUGAUGUCGUAAGCUAACGCUAGCUGCGCGAUGAUGCUAACAUUUUGAUCAUGGGUCGUUUGAUUCACCGUUAGCUGUCAGACAGCGCCUGUGGGGAGAAUGUGAGUAAUUAUAACCAAGGGGUCUGAUUGGUCCUAAUUAAACGGGAACUUGAAUUGUGAUCUGAAAGCUUCUCGUUUGGCGGACUACCACGGACCAGGCGAUGCUAACUUUAGCUAACGUUAGCCGCCUGCAGAGCUAGCUAGCUGCGUUUAUUGAGAAAACCGCUUCGGCAUAAUUCGUCGUCUGUGAUUGUGUCUGUUAUAUAUAUAUAUAAAUAUAUAUAUUCAUGUGCCUGCACUGACGCACUGGAGUGACUGUGUGUCGCUCCGCCAGGCCACCUUGUUUCUCCUCCUAUCCACCCCGAGACUUUGCUUAUCUUUAGCUCCGUUGCAGUGAAGUGGCUGGAUAUAUUUUUUUUUUUGUGUCUUUCUCCCGGGCCGUCUCUCCCCCCCACACCCCCACGAGUCUGCGGAGUGCACUGCUAUGAACCCCGUAAAUGCGACCGCUCUGUACGUGUCCGCCAGCCGGGCCGUGCUGCAGUGUGACCCGCGGCAGCCUCACACCUUCGCGGAGAUGUACAAGCUGCUGCCCUUCUUCCGACAGUCCAUUGCAUGCCUCGUCUGUGGUAAACUGCUCCAGGAUCCCAUUUCCCCAACACAUGCAGAGUGUCAGCAUUAUGUCUGCUUGGGCUGUAAAGGCCAGAAGAUGCAGAUAAGGCCGUCGUGCAGCCGCUGUAAGGAUUAUUCCUGCUUCCAGGAGAACAAACAGCUCUCUUUGCUGGUGCAAUGCUACAGGAAGCUCUGUCUCUAUGUAACUCAUUCGCCGUGGCUGCAGUCGAUCAGCAGCCAUGUGGGAGGGUCUCCAGAGGUUAUGGCCCUGCUCGAGGAGGUGCUAAUGUCUCAUGGAGAUGAAAUAGAGACAGAAGACCCAAGCCUUGCACAGGAUAAUGUGAAUCCAUCUGCGCCGAAGUCCCUUACCCCUACAGAGGCAACACCUGCUCCUGCAGAGCUGUCGGCUGUGCCCCAGAGCUCCUCCUCAGACCCUCCUUGUUCCAAUGGACCACAGGAAUGCAAUGGAGCAGUGCUGGAGGACCUGGAUCCUUCUUCUCCUGAGCUGGAAGUAUGCGAGCUGGUAGAGGAGCAGCCACAGGCAGGCCUGUCUGUGUCCAGUACUGGUUGUGGUGGUCUGGAACUGAGUCUGACCACUGGACCUUUAGCCCCAACUCCAGGCACUGUGUGCUCACUCAGGGAUGGGGAUACUAGCAGCAGGGAGCUGGAGGAGGGGGAGGUGUUGCUUCUCAGUGUGGAGGAGGUGUUACAGACUUUGGAUCCCCUUCAACCUGGCAGAGAUUCUCCUUAUUCACAGCCAGAACGUAUGCACACUCACACUCACACACACAUAACCACGGACAGAGCACACGCUCCAAUGUACAUACAGCUGGACGCAGCUCACAACUACACGCAGAUUCAAACCGACAGGACUAACGCCGUGGCGAGUCACGGUGCUCACAUACACACGUCGUCUUUCGAUCCUCCUCCAACCUCCAAGCCCCCGCCGGUCCGCCUUAAACGAAAACGUUCUCGUUCGGAGAGCGAUAGGGAAAAGGUGAAACCCCUCCCUAUCGCCUCCAUCCUACAGGGCCCUCCCUCACAUUUACACACUCCAAACCCUUCUCAGACACUGUACAUGCAACCGCCCACGCCCUCCUUAACUGUACCAGCGCACACGUACUCUGCCCUCCCUAACGGGGCGCCCCCCAAGCUCAGUCGGCCUGCGCCGAACCACAAUAAAGGCGCCAGGAAGCAUGUUGAUGCGGGCCUCAAGAAGCCCCAUGCGAAGGCACGCAGUGGUGGAGGCUCCAAGGCCAAGGACGGAAGCAAAGACCAGCGGUUGAUGUCGGGCUGCCUCGUGCCCCCGGCACCCGUUAGGCCGACGUAUAAGAAGCCUGCAGAGAAGAAGGGCUGCAAGUGUGGCAGGGCCACCCAGAAUCCAUCUGUACUGACAUGCAGGGGCCAGCGCUGUCCCUGUUAUUCAAACCGAAAGGCAUGCUUGGAUUGUAUCUGCCGAGGAUGCCAGAACUCCUACAUGGCUAACGGGGAGAAGAAGCUCGAGGCCUUCGCCGUGCCGGAGAAAGCCUUGGAGCAGACGCGGCUCACGCUCGGCAUCAACCUCACCAGCAUCACCGCGGCCGCCGCACUCCGGAACCCGGCAACCACCAGCAUCCGCACUAACACCCUCCUCAACGUCGCCACAGCAACCGGGAGCCCCGUAACCACAACCUUUCUGUCCCCCAGCUCCCCGCAAGAGCCCAACUACGAGGAUAGCCUGGAGCUGCUGAUUGGCUGAGAGGCCGGGACUCCCAAAAAAAAAACGGACAGCUCGACGCCGAUUGAAUGUGACGGCCGAUCAUUGUAUCUGUCAAGACAACCUGUACCUCCCCAAUACCAGAGGGGAGGCAAUAAGGCAGCUAUGGGUCUGUCCUGUCCUGUAACCUGCUCUCCUUCUGUGUUGAAAAAUGCUGAGUAGUAAGACUAGCAUGGGUGUGCCAAAGCCUCCUGUAUUGUGCCUGUGUGCCGCUGUGUAUUGUUGCCCGUCUGUAGUUAAACACUUCUGCUCAGUUCCAAGGCUGUUCUGUACUCCAGAGGUGCUUUUUUUCGUUCAUAGACCAGACAUACUAUUAGAGGCAAUAGGAACCCAUACCAGAGUUUGUGUUUGUGUGUGUGUGUGUGUGUGCGUGUGUGCGUGCACCGUUAGAGAUUGCAGUGUGCGCAUGUGUGUGUGUGUGUGUGUGAUAGUUGGUGCAUAACGACAACAAGAACGGCAUCAUCAUCGCAUCUCGUCACCUGUCGCAGCAUUUUUCCAUGUCUAUGAGUAUUACUCCACGUGUAUUUAAGAAAUGCAUAAUUGGCAUCAGGACGGCCCUUACUAAUCCUUAAACCCGGUAUGUGUUCACACCUUAAUUGUGAAUGGAUCUUGUGACUAAUCCAUGGAGAAGUUAUGUCCCACACAAGACUCUAUGCCUUUUCUAUCUCAUUAACUCACUCAAUCCGAGUACUGUUAGGCUGAUAAUGAAUUUGUCUUAAUGAACUUGACUGAUGCAGGCAUUGUACAGGCAGCAAGAUAAUGUCAAAGCACUUGGCUGGCUCCACAGUUAAUGUGUGUGUGCAUGUAUGCGAGUGUGUGUCUGUGUGUUUGUGUGUGUGUGUGUGUGUGUGUGUGGGUAUAUGCGCCUGCUGAGAUUUACUGAAAUUCAGCGGGGAGGCGGAUGGUGGGUUGCAAGCACUUAGUCUGAUUGGCCAAAUCACAAGUAAAAAAAACAACAACAAAAACAUUCUUGGUUACCAUAGCAAUAGGAGCACCAACAACGAGCCUCCCAGCUCUCGCGCACACACGCAGUUGUUUACAGUAUUGCCAUUUUUACAGACUAUAACCGUCUUCUGAAACAUGACGGCGUUAUGGUUUGAUUAUGGGAUCGUGUGUGUGACUGUGUGUGUGUGUGUGUUUAGAUAAACUGAAGCCAUAGAUUGUCAUUAACAAGACAAAAAUAUCCUCUGCGUGUGCAUUCCCCCCCCCACGCCCCCUCCCCCCCCACCAGUUGUAGUGUCCCGACUGAUUAGAGACCAACUCAGAGACUAUUUUUGAUACCAAGUGUUUGGGAUUUGGUACCACUGUCUUUAUUUGUGUUUUUAGUUAAAGCACCUUGAAGCCCUCCUAUAGCUCGAGCGGCUGUGUAUUGUCUGUGUUUGUGUUUACUGUAACAACAUGUUUUGUCAGUCCAGU